This is a messenger RNA of Phanerochaete carnosa HHB-10118-sp, 1815 nucleotides long. RefSeq lists its product as uncharacterized. Gene Ontology annotation, cellular component: ESCRT II complex; late endosome membrane. Gene Ontology annotation, molecular function: ubiquitin binding; phosphatidylinositol-3-phosphate binding. Gene Ontology annotation, biological process: protein transport to vacuole involved in ubiquitin-dependent protein catabolic process via the multivesicular body sorting pathway. The transcript has 5 exons. Bases 1 to 1815 code for a protein of 604 amino acids. The record is from RefSeq and is a predicted model, not a curated record. NCBI's taxonomy places the organism in Eukaryota, Fungi, Basidiomycota, Agaricomycetes, Polyporales, Phanerochaetaceae.
AUGAGUGCACUAAAGCGUUACACUGAGUUGGUCGACGGGACAAUUCCAGUUCCUGCCUUGUUGUAUCAAGACGAAGACCUUCUCGCCUCUCAGGGAGACGUAGGCAUUUAUGACGGCCCCCAGAAAUCGCCUCAGCAUCAAUCCGGAUCCGUUCAUAUAUCAAACAUUCGACUGUUUUACGUCGACUACAGUCACCCGCACUCUCGCUCCUUUGCCUUGAACCUUUCUCACAUCUGCCGCACGGAUUACUGGGCGGGGCUUCUCCGCAGCUCUGCCAAAGUGACGGUGUACCUCAACCCCAUGCCGUCGCGGACCAUGCCGAUGAAUACAUCAAAGAGUCGGCAAGACACGAGCAGUGGCUCUGAUGUCUGGGAAUGCGAAGUUUGCAGCUACCGCAAUCCGCCGGGCCUGAGCCCUUCUGCAUCCAUGGUCUGCGGAUUGUGUGGUGUACCACGUUCGGCAGUCCCCUCUGCGCCUGUAGAUUCCAACACGACAAUGCAGUCGAAGUCCAGAGUGCCUGCCGAGACGAGCCAUCUCUCUUCGUCUCUGCCCUCCUCGUCACAUCACCUGCCCCUGCCUGCACGGACAGAACAGCCUUCCCAAAUCGCCUGUCCAGCCUGCACGUUCUUGAACUACCCCUCACUCUCUUCAUGCGAGAUUUGCGGAACAGCUCUGCCGCGUCCGGUGCACCCGACUGCCAGGAGCGCUCCACCGUCAAGGCCGACGUCGGACGACGAAGAUGACGACGACGACGAAAGAGAGGAAGGCCCAAGGAUGAUCAAGGUCAGCUUCAGGAAAGGGGGCGACAAGGCAUUCUACGCGGUAUUGCGUAGAAGUCUCCUAGACAAAGCCUGGGAGGUAAGGUACCCGCGCCGCCACCCCAAACACACUGAAUCGCUCCGGAAUCAGUGCGUGGCCACGUCUGCUGCACGCACCUGGAAUGUUCAUGACCGUGUUUCCACAGAUGGCAUCCUCCAGGAAGUGCAGACCGCUGCCGCUGCGACGCAAACGAACAUGGAGGACGCGCUGCAGGAUCUCGAGACCCUCAAGAUCCAGGCGCGCGAGAUGGUGCGCUACGCCGAGGAGCUCAACGAGCGGCUCACUGCGGUGUCUGCUCUGCCGUCCUCGUUCUCGUCGUCACCAGCCCCCGCGGGGGCCGCUCCGGGAUCGGCCGCCGUGGAGCCCGAAGAGGCGACCUUCAUCCGCUCGUCCCUGGCGCAGCUCGGGCUGCAGAUGUCCAACGCGCCGGUCACGCUGGACAUGAUCCAGGACGAGCGCAAAUGGCACGAGGAGCUCGCGCGGGAGCUCGCGGGCGUGCUACAGGGCACGCCGGGCAGGGGAAAGGCCGCCGCGGCAGGCAUGAUGCGUCGCCGGGGGAUCGUUGCCCUCGACGAAGUCUGGGGCGGGUGGAACCGCGCGCGGGGCGUCGCGCUGAUCCCGCCCGCGACGUUCCUGCUCGCGCUGCCGUACCUGCCUCAGUGCACAGACCCGCCGAUCCACACGCGCACGUUCUCGAGCAGCCUGUCCGUGCUGCACACGCCGCCGUUCACGCGCGCGGCGUUCUCGGCGAGGCUCGUCGGCCUCCUGACGCUCGUGGGUCCGAGGACGACUGUGGACGUCGCGUACGAAGAGUCGCUCCCGAUCGGCCUCGUCCAGGAGAUGGUGCUCGAGGUCGAGGGCGUCGGCGAGAUCUGCCGAGACGAGGGGGAAGGCAGGCUCGACGCAUUUGGGCGUGGGCAGGAGGUGCGCUGGUGGAUGAAUAUCUUCCAUGACCUCGUUUGGGACGGUCAAGUGGACGAGCUCCUUGCGCCCUGA